GCAUGCGUAAUUCUCACAGUCUGCUUCUGCACUUGCAGAUUUGAGUAGCCGAGUUCGAUUCAGCAGCUUAACUUUGUGCAGUUCCAACGAAAGUUAUGUUAUUGUUUAAGGGUACUCAUUAUACAUGCUUAUGAUUAUGUUUCGGAAUAUUGAAAAUAACAAACAGCAAAAUCUACUUAUCUCGAAGCGUUAGCAUGGUUGUUUUUCCAGCUCGCUAGCUGGACAACGCAGAGCAGCGUGGUGUAUUGAACAAACAUAUCUCAGUAUUUUCUUUAACUAUCUUAAAAUGGUUAAAUGCCCCCUAUGGUUUAAAAAAAAUUAAUCGACUCCUUUUAAAAGUAAUGUUUCCAACCUCAAGACAAGAACCUGUAAUUCGUGAAAAUCAGUCAGCGAUUGAACGUGUUUAGCUUAUGUGAUAAUGUGACUGCGGUCUUGUAAGAAAAAAUAAUGGACAGAGACUUGUUGAAGCAGUGUCUGACUUAUCACGGAGAGUCACUGUUUAACAAAUUGAAAUGUGAACAAACGGAAAACCCAGACUUUCAGGCUGUGGUGUCUGACCUAUCUAAAGCCACGUAUGAAAGCAGUGCUGAAAAGCAAGGCAGCCAACUGGUGGAGCAGUUUAUUGCCAGGAAAGCCGACAUCCUUUUCUGCCCAGCAUGGAAGACUGCAACUCCUCAAAAGCAAGAGCACGAAGAGGAGGAGGCUGCGGAGCCUUAUGCUGUUAUGCCACCAGUGGAGUUAUUCAUGGAACUGUCAUAUGAGGAGAGAAGAGCCAUGAUUUACAGGGACUUGGAGAAAGGAGACAUUGUGGUGGGAAGGAUCAACAAUAUUCGUGAAUAUGGCUUCUUUCUCACUCUGCUUUGCAUGGCAGGCGGUCUCAAGAGAGAUAUAGAGGACCUGGAGUUGUCGGCUCUGUGUCAUGUUCGAGAAAUUCCCUCUACUGGCAGUCAUGAUGAUCCCCUGUCCUACUACCAGAUUGGGGACAUUAUCAGAGCUGGAGUGAAAGACAUUGACAGAUACCAGGAAAAGAUCACAGUGACCCUCCAUCAGACCUCUCUUUCUACCAGCCUGGAGCACAUCAAACUAGGUGUCAUCACCAAGGAGGAACUACCCAUACACUACAAUCGUAGCCUCCGUGUAGCCGCUGACUCUAGCAAGACAUACGAAUGUAUACUGAGAAGUUGUCACGGUUACCAAAACCCCUCAGUAGUGGACUACAUGCUGGAGAAGGUGGGAAUCAGUGACACUCACCCACCAUCAAUGAUGCGAGGACUACAGAGUAAACUUUUCCAAGAGGAGGAUUUUGCUUCUGUAAUCAGGAAGAAGCAGUCUGCAUCCUGGGCCUUGAAGUGCGUCCGUGCAGGUGUGGACCACUUCAAACAUGGCCGUCAUGUGGAAGCCAUGAACGAAUACAACAAAGCCUUGGAGAUUGACACUAAUAAUGUGGAAGCGCUGGUGGCACGAGGAGCUCUGUAUGCUAACAAGGGCAGCAUCAUGAAGGCCAUAACAGACUUUGAACUGGCUCUGGAAAACUGUCCGGAUCACCGUAACGCCAAGAAAUAUCUCUGCCAGACGCUAGUGGAGCGAGGAAAACAGCUUGAAGAACAGGAGAAACUAGUAACAGCUGAGGGACUGUACAGGAGAGCUCUGACUCUCGAUGACUCAAACCCUGAGGCGAAGGAGGCCCUGCACAACAUCACAGAUACCAUACAGAAAUCAAUUCGUCUGAGAGAAGAAGCGCUUGCCAAGGAGCAGGCAAAAGAUAAAGACAAAGACAAGAGUGGCCCGACCAGUGCUGAAAAAUUACGUAAGAUCCUACAAGAGGAGAAGAGGAUGAAGAAGAAACAGAAGCGAUCAGGCUCCUCAUCUUCCUCACCUUCCUCCUCUAGGAGCUCUUCUUCUUCAUCAUCGUCUCGCAGAAGGUCCAAAAAGAAAAAAAAGAAGCGAAGGAAAUCUGAGCGUGGAAGUAAGCGCCAUCGUAGGGAUAGCAAAAGGAGUGAUGAGAGUAAGAGUGAGAGAGAUAGAAAGGAGCAAGAGGAGGAUGAGGUGGAGUGGAUUCCUGCACCUCCCAACACCUCCGCUACUUUCCUCAACCAGAGGGGUGGCCCUAUGUUUGAAGGAGAGAAUUAUGAGGGGGAGGAAGGGAGAGACAAAGAAGCUAGAAGGAUCAAUCAGUUGUAUUCAUUGUCAGCAGCUUCAGAGGAGGAAGAGUCUGACUCCUCACGGAGAGAAAAGAGAAAGGACAGAAGGGAGAGCUGGACGAGAAAGAGCAAAAGCCCGUUAAGAGAAGAGAGGAGGGGCAGGAGUAGAGAAGGGAGGGAGGACAACAGGAAAGACAGGAGAGGCAGUGACUCCAAGAGAAGGAGCAGCUUAGAGGAGAAUCCAACACGAAAAUCAUCCUGCUCAUCAGCUGAGGUGGAGUAUUACCAGAAAUCUAGUUUCCGAUCUGAAUAUUCAGGAAGCUUUGGUUCUGCUUCCAAACAUCUGGAGAACAGAGUGAGACACGACUCUUCCACGAGGAGCUCCUGUGACGGGGGUAGGUACGAGAACAGGUGGAGGCAGGAGGGAGAAGAGGUAGGCAGAGAGAAGGAAAGUAGACAGAGGCGAUCAGACGAAGAGAGCGGCGCAUCCCAUCAAGGGCAAAGUAAAAAAUCAGAGAGUGCUGGAAAUCAUAACGGACAGAGUACUGGGGGGGGUAAAAAACACCUCCCCGCCAACCUGCUGAAUAUUUUUAACCAGAUUGAACAGUUUGAGAAAGAAAAAGGAGUCAAGCCAAAAAAAUGACUCCAGGAAAAAAAGUACAUCAUCCCCCAGGUGUUGCUGAAGAGAGAUUAAAGGGAUGCUCAUACAGUGAAAUCAUUCUCUGGACUGUGAAUCAAAACACACACCAGUGGCCAAAUUUAUUGCUGUUUGAAUGUCCUCAGAAGUUAAUGUCUUCUUCUUUCUGGUAGAUUUAAGGCCUGCUUGUAGCUGCACUGCUUGCCAUAUAUCAGCUUGUCACACUGUAAUAAAAUGUAAAUCUUAAAGGUUCAAAAUACACUUUGAAUUAAUGACAGUUUUUAUUAUAUUAAUAUUCAAACUUUUAGUCAUUAAGCCUUUUCAAGUCUGUUAUCUCCAACUUAAAGGAUCACUUAUUGAACAUUUUUUUCAAGUUAUUACAAUUUGCAGCACAGGCUUUAAAAUUUCUUUGUUAUGACUUUUUACUGUUAAUGAAGAAAACUGCCUUAUGUUUACUUCCAUGUCAGUGUUUUCUGGUCUUUCUCAAACAACCCAUCUGUUUGAUGUACUUGGAUGCUUCGUCUACGUGCCCACAGCUGAACCAAUAAAGCAUUUAAAAUGUUGAACUUAA
Messenger RNA from Melanotaenia boesemani (Boeseman's rainbowfish), 3349 nucleotides. RefSeq names its product tetratricopeptide repeat domain 14 (gene ttc14). The transcript has 12 exons. Lineage: Eukaryota; Metazoa; Chordata; Actinopteri; Atheriniformes; Melanotaeniidae. The record is from RefSeq and is a predicted model, not a curated record. The coding region runs from base 448 to 2784 and encodes 778 amino acids. Gene Ontology annotation, molecular function: protein binding; nucleic acid binding.